Molecule: messenger RNA, 1948 nt
Organism: Daldinia vernicosa
Lineage: Eukaryota; Fungi; Ascomycota; Sordariomycetes; Xylariales; Hypoxylaceae
Exons: 3
Coding region: 130-1692 (520 amino acids)
Biological process (GO): metal ion transport; transmembrane transport
Cellular component (GO): membrane
Molecular function (GO): metal ion transmembrane transporter activity
Source: RefSeq, a predicted model, not a curated record
GUUAGGUGCCAACAGUCUCGUCUUAUCGCAAUGAUAGGCCCAUGUCUAACUUGGCUGUUGCUCCCUUGAUUACCUAGUUACCUUAGGUACCCACAACAAUCGAGAAGAGAUGCGGGCUCAUACGACAAGAUGACAGGAGAGAGCUAUGAAGAGUUAAUUAAAUCACUAUGCGCGAGCGAUCCACGGAUAAGAAGGUCCAUCAUAAAUAAACCGCCACCGCCAGCAAAGGUUUGGAAGCCGUGGUGUCGGGCCAAGGUCCGGGUUCUUGCACUUCAGUUCGGCCCGGAUGGGUCCGUUAGUCUUCCUACCGAGUAUACGGACGCCUCUACCCUUGCGGCUAGCCUCGAGCAGGAUACAGCAUUGGCCGGCCAUUCGUCGCGCUCCGUAUACCUACUCGAAGGGCUCUCCAGGGAUUUCGUCCACGUUCUCGGUGACCACUUUCAGCUCCACCCUUCUAUAUUUGUAGACCAUGAGAGAUUAACACCUCUUGGCGACCGGCAGACGGGAGAAAACGGAGGUCUUCCGUUCUUACCAUCCGCAAUAUGCGGGAGAGACCAUGUCUCGCUUAAAUAUCAUGAGCCGCUAGUUCUUUCGCAACGGCCAACCGGUUUCCGCUGCCUCUGCGACACAUCCGGGAGACAUGUCGCUGUGACGAGGCUUAUGGGCGAGAUGUCGAAAGUCGGGAUUAGUAGGCGUAAGUGUACCUUUUGGAGCAGAACCACGGACUCCGGUGGCUGGAAAUGCCUCAUUAUAUGUGACCCCCCCAUCCGCCGGAUUCUAACAGACCAUACCGGGCGGUCGGGGUUUGAUGUUGUAACGAGUCAUUUUAACUCUGGGUAUAUGGAUUUCAUGCCCCUAUCAAAUCAGAUAAAGGCACGGUCCGGACCUCCUAGGACCUCCUUAGUAGAGGAUUUAUUAUUCUAUCUGCGAAUGCACUCCGAUACAUUAGACCUCACUCAUCCUAAAUCCCUGCGUAUCUUCGUUGAGAAGAUUAUCGCCAGCCACUUCCUCAAGUUAGCCGAAUUCCUACAGUCUAACACCGAGUUCGUAUUGUGGCAUCUGUCAAGGAGACGUGAUCUGACACCUUUUGGCGUCGCUACGGCCGAAGAAAUCUGGAGCGAUGUCCAGUCAUGGAAGCGUCGGGUUGCCGAGUACCAAGAUGAUCUAGAAGGAGCUAUGCUACAGCUUGGUGUUCAACUUACACGAUCCCCUGAUACAAGCCGUAUUGAGAGCUGGACUGACAGCGCCGCCGAUUUCCAGCACCUAUUGCAACGCUACCAUCAAAUAGAGAAACGUGUAAAUGAGUUAGGCAGUGCUAUAAACACCUUAGCUAGCCUUGCAGGCAACCGCGUCUCUUUUAAGACAGGAGAACUAUCGCUUCAGGAGGCAGAGCGAGCAGGCCGCGAAGCCAGAAGUGUUAAGGCCCUCACGGUCCUAGGUAUCAUAUUCCUCCCAUUGUCCUUCACAGCUUCUAUCUUCAGCAUGGCAGAUUCUUACCUUCCAGGAAACUCACUGUUUUGGGUGUACUUUGCGCUUUCAAUUCCAUUACUCGGAUUUGUUAUACUUGUGUUUUCCAUCAUAGAACUAGGGUAUAUGGACGGCAGAACUCGGUGGUCUCCCAUUUCGGGGAUAGAGAAUAUAAGAGAGAACCUAAUACGAAGAAAAAUUAGAAAUAGGGCACUAACACAAUAGUCUUGUCCCGAAGCAACGAGCUCUAGAAAGACGGCCGUAGUCGUUCUUAAGUUCUGAAUGUAAAAAUAUAUCUACCUAAUUAUCAUCGUCAACCUUGACGGUCGGUUGGCUCUAAUUCAUUAGAUAUUGCCGAAGUAUCUUAAACCACGGCCCUGAAUCAGUUGGCGGAUAUAGUAUUACCUUAAAUGUACGAUAAUUGAUUUAUAUCACUGAUACAGCCAUCUAGGCACUCUACUGUAUUGGUCGUGGAUUUGAG